This is a messenger RNA of Amblyraja radiata (thorny skate), 1104 nucleotides long. It is a transcript of the gene cabp7a, whose product is annotated as calcium binding protein 7a. Gene Ontology annotation, molecular function: calcium ion binding. The coding region runs from base 153 to 800 and encodes 215 amino acids. The transcript has 5 exons. Lineage: Eukaryota; Metazoa; Chordata; Chondrichthyes; Rajiformes; Rajidae. Gene Ontology annotation, cellular component: trans-Golgi network membrane. The record is from RefSeq and is a predicted model, not a curated record.
AGGCUAGCAGUGGAUUCCUUCGCGUGUAUUAAAGCCCCGGCAUCAUGUCUUUCCUUUGGCUCCCGAGUUCUGAUGCAUUGCAAGUGACCGCGAGGGUCGGUUCUCUCAAACUCGCCGUAUGAAGACCAGGUUGAAGAACUAAAGCAUCCAACAUGCCUAUGCACCCAGUGACCGCCACUUUAAUGUAUAGAGGCAUCUACACCAUCCCCGACAUCCUCACCAACCAGGAUCCUAUCGAUAUACCCGAGGACGAACUGGAAGAAAUCCGGGAGGCUUUUAAAGUCUUUGACCGCGAUGGAAACGGGUUUAUCUCGAAGCAGGAGUUGGGAAUGGCGAUGCGUUCUCUGGGCUACAUGCCGAAUGAAGUGGAGCUGGAGGUGAUAAUCCAGCGACUGGAUAUGGACGGCGAUGGACAGGUGGACUUUGAAGAGUUUGUGACACUGCUGGGACCCAAACUCUCAUCCGCAGCAAUCCCAGAGAAAUUUCACGGGACUGAGUUUGAUAAUGUUUUUUGGAAGUGUGAUAUGCAGAGAAUGACAGUGGAUGAGCUAAAGAGACUCCUUUACGAGGCAUUUUGUGAACAUUUGUCAAUGAAAGACAUAGAAAAUAUCAUCAUGACAGAAGAGGCAAGCCAUGUGGAGAACCCAGAUGAAUGUCCAGUUGACAUUGACACAUGUUCCACACAGCAAAUCAAACAGACCUGUGUCAGGAAGAGUCUCAUCUGUGCGUUCGCUAUAGCUUUCAUUAUCAGUGUGAUGCUUAUAGCAGCGAAUCAGGUGCUGAGAAGUGGGAUGAAAUGAGGGUAGAUCCUCAAAUCAGCCUGCGCCUGGACUAUUCAGAUAACCUAGUAGACAGCAGCGUGAUUGCAUGGUAGUCCUAUUGACUUCUGGAGUCCCUGAAGGAACUUCUAACCUAUACAGGAAUACAGGAAAUUAAAUGCAUGACAAUGCAUGGAUUUUUAAAACAACAAAAACCAAUGAUGUGACGACUUUUAUUUCGUGAAACUCUCAUGAUGUUACUGAACACCACCCGUAAGGGCAUCACCGGGUACAGAUGAAAACUGCAGUAUGCAAGACAAUUUUGAACAGAAAUGGACCUUUGGUG